AAACCAUUAACCAAAACGAGUUUUUUCACAGAUAGAGAGACUUGGCAAAUUUUCAAUCCCAUUCAAUUAGUAUACACUCUCUCAACAGUCUACAUUAAUGAGGGUUGCUGCUUCGGAUGGCUAGCAGUAACAGUUUUUUUUCCUCCACUUGUUUUUCCUUCUUAAUGUCAUCUUCUCUAUCUCUCUCUCUAUAAAUUUUCCCAAGAAAACCAUAUCCUUUUCAACUAAACCUUGAUUUGGCUCAAACACCAGUUUUGGAAACACCAUUCAAAUUCUUUAACUUUCUUGGAAAAUUUUAUCAUUUUCCAGAAAAUUAUAACCAUUCCAAUUCCAUUCCACAUUCGUUCACAUUAAUCUCCCAUUACUAUUUCGAGAGAGAAAUUUUUUAUUAAAGGAUAUAUAUAUUCACCUAGCUCAGGUAUGGAUGUAUCCAAUGCGAUGCUGCUAGUAGCGAUUGUUGCAGCUUACUGGCUAUGGUUUAAGCGGAUCUCACGGUGGCUAAAAGGGCCACGUGUCUGGCCGGUAUUGGGAAGUCUCCCGGGCCUGAUCGAGCAGCGUGACCGUAUGCACGACUGGAUCACUGAGAACCUCCGUGCGUGUGGCGGCACGUAUCAGACAUGUAUCUGCGCCGUGCCUUUCUUGGCGAAGAAGCAAGGUCUCGUGACGGUCACGUGCGACCCCAAGAACAUUGAACACAUGCUCAAGACCCGCUUCGAUAACUACCCUAAAGGUCCUACGUGGCAAGCUGUUUUCCAUGACUUCCUCGGCCAAGGCAUCUUUAACUCCGACGGUGACACCUGGCUUUUCCAGCGCAAAACCGCCGCUCUUGAAUUCACCACCAGGACGCUGAGGCAAGCCAUGGGUAGGUGGGUAAACCGGGGAAUUAAGCUCCGGUUCUGUCCGAUUCUUGAAACGGCUCAGACCAAAUGCGAGCCGGUCGAUCUCCAAGACUUGGUACUACGGCUCACAUUCGACAACAUUUGCGGUUUAGCGUUCGGGAAGGACACUCGAACCUGUGCCCCAGGACUUCCCGAGAACGGAUUCGCCUCGGCUUUCGACCGAGCCACCGAAGCUUCUCUCCAGCGGUUUAUCCUGCCAGAGUUCCUGUGGAGGCUCAAGAAAUGGCUUGGGCUCGGCUUAGAGGUCAGCUUGAGCCGGAGCUUGGGCGAGAUCGAUGGAUAUUUGGAUGCUGUCAUUAAUACACGUAAGCAAGAACUGCUGAGUCAGCAAGAGAGUGGGGUCCAGGGACACGACGACCUCCUCUCCCGUUUCAUGAAGAAGAAAGAUCAGUCUUACAGCGAGGCGUUCCUUCGACACGUGGCGCUUAAUUUCAUCCUAGCUGGACGUGACACGUCAUCAGUAGCGCUGAGUUGGUUCUUCUGGCUCGUCACGACGCAUCCAACGGUCGAGGAUAAGAUCGUACGCGAGAUAUGCUCCGUUCUGAUCGAGACACGUGGAACUGACAUCUCGUCGUGGACGGAGGAGCCGUUGGGAUUCGAUGAGGUGGAUCGACUGGUUUACUUGAAGGCGGCGCUCUCCGAGACGCUCAGGCUUUACCCAUCGGUGCCGGAGGACUCGAAGCACGUUGUGAACGAUGAUAUUCUGCCGGACGGAACCUUCGUACCGGCGGGAUCGUCGGUGACUUAUUCGAUCUACGCGGCCGGGAGGAUGAAGACGACGUGGGGAGAGGAUUGCCUGGAAUUUAAGCCGGAGAGGUGGAUCUCACCGGACGACGGGAAAUUCGUGAAUCACGAUCAGUACCGAUUCGUGGCUUUCAACGCCGGACCAAGGAUCUGUCUGGGGAAGGAUCUAGCGUAUCUCCAGAUGAAAACGAUAGCGGCGGCGGUUUUACUCCGGCACAGACUGACGGUGGCGCCGGGGCACAAAGUGGAGCAGAAGAUGUCGCUGACAUUGUUCAUGAAGAACGGACUUCUGGUAAACGUGCACAAGAGGGAUUUGGAAGGGAUCUUGAAGAGCCUCAUAGCGAAGGAGAGAAACGACGUCGUCGCUGCUCUUAACGGUAAAUGCAACGGCGCUGCUCUUAACGGUAAAUGCAACGGCAUUAUUGGCGAUGUCGUCGCCGGCGUUGCGGUGUAGACGUCGCGUCACAGCUUUUCGGGUUUAUAAUAAUGUUUUUAUAAUACAUACAGUUUCGUUUGGGUUUUGUGAUUGUUUGGGUUAAAGUAUAAAAAUUGGUUUGGUUGUGUGAUGUAAAAAAAAUACUCUAAUAGUUUGGUUGUUUUUCUCUAUUGUAAGCUUUACAUUUUGAUAAUUAUCCCCAUCAAAUUGUAAGCUUUAAAAGAGUCCCCAAACAAUAAAUAAAAAUUACAUUCUUUAAC
Molecule: messenger RNA, 2339 nt
Organism: Eutrema salsugineum
Lineage: Eukaryota; Viridiplantae; Streptophyta; Magnoliopsida; Brassicales; Brassicaceae
Product: cytochrome P450 86A2
Exons: 2
Coding region: 421-2097 (558 amino acids)
Molecular function (GO): heme binding; monooxygenase activity; oxidoreductase activity, acting on paired donors, with incorporation or reduction of molecular oxygen
Source: RefSeq, a predicted model, not a curated record